Molecule: messenger RNA, 610 nt
Organism: Hymenoscyphus albidus
Lineage: Eukaryota; Fungi; Ascomycota; Leotiomycetes; Helotiales; Helotiaceae
Source: the annotation of a GenBank genome assembly
AUGAGUCACCCACAAGGAUUUAGUAGAGCGGAAAGCAAUGAAAGCUGGACACAAUAUGACUCAAGUAAUGGCCGCCUAUGGUACCAUGAUACUAGAGUCACUGGGGCUGACAAGUUACGUUCUAUAGGUGCUUCAUACCAGAUCUGCGGUGAUGGAAGUAAGCGAAUGUUCAGCCACCUUCCUCUCCUUGAACGUAGCCAGGCUUACGUUGCCUUACAACAUCUUCAUUCAGUUGAUAGCUUUGAUGUUUUCAUCUGGCCUGUGGGAGUAACACUAGGCAACCACACUGCCUGGGAUGCGGAUCCCUUUCCUUUCUCUGGAAGCCAGCUAUUCGUUGGCUACAGAUUACUUGAGCAUAAUGGUGCUAAUGUGCGGUAUUUGGGUUGGAUUUUAGACCCAGAUAACGAAGAUCCAGCAUCGGAACAGUCGGAAGGUGAAGAAUCAGACAAUAAAGAUCUAGAUACGUGCAUUGUUUUGUAAGUUAUCCGAACGAUACAAAAGCCAACGCGCAACUCUUUCUGAAAAGUCCCCUCCAAUGCCCCAUUAACAACAAUAUAAACCCCUUCCUUGAAAGAUCCUUUGUUUCCAUUUUAGUAGUGAUAAUAUGUAA